AAACUUUAUCACCUCUGUCAAACUUCCUGCUUGGCUCAGAGUGUGUGUGAGUGUGUGUGUCCGUGUGUGUGAGUCCUCCUCCACCUCCCUAACCCUGCUUGUGGACACACCAAGCCGAGCAGCAGCGUCCCCCCCUCGGAUCCACUCCUCCAGAAGAACCCGGGUCCAAAUCUCAGACUCUAUGAUUCCAACAAACACGAAGACACAAACUCUCCAGGUUCGUUUCGACUUCCGCUUCCCCGGCUAACCGGUUAGCAUCGAGUCACGAGGGCAAAGAGAAGCUCCAAGUGUUUAAACUUUCCCAGCCGCUGAACCGUGAAACAUGGAGGAUCGAGGCCCGGCUCAGAGGAAGAUGUCCACAGCUGGAGACAGUCUGUACAAGGUGCUGGGUCUGGAGCGAGGAGCCACCCAGGAGGACAUCAAGAAGGCGUACAGGAAACUGGCACUAAGGCAUCAUCCCGAUAAGAACCCGGACAACCCAGAAGCUGCAGAGAAGUUCAAGGAGAUCAACAACGCCAACUCCAUCCUCAGCGACGAGAACAAGAGGAAGAUCUACGACGAGUACGGAUCCAUGGGCCUGUACGUGGCCGAGCAGUUUGGAGACGAGAGCGUGAAGCUGCACUUCCUCGUGAACAAGUGGUGGUUCAAGGCCCUCCUGGUGUGUGGCUGUUUCUUCACCUGCCUCUGCUGCUGCUGCUGCUGCUGCUUCGGCUGCGGGAGGUGCGGCCCCCCCACUGCCGAAGAGGAGCCCAACUUCUACAUGGACCCGGACGACCUGGACGGGGAGUUUGAAGAACACAGAGCAGCAGGAGAUCCUGUGAUAGUUGCUCAGCCGAGCUCCUCUGCUGCUGCUGCUGCUGAGGAUCCAGCCGGAGGAGAUCAUGUGAUCGUUAUGCAGCCGAGCUCGGCUGCCGCUGACAAAUCAGGUGACAACGCAACGAUUGUGAUUCAGCCUCGAGCGAGUGACGGCUCCUCGGGGCCCGGAGCCGCCCAACAGGAAGAGUGAGCUCAGGAAUGAAGACGAGAAUGAAUGAGUUGAGUGGAGUGAGUGGAGUCAUUUCUGAUUGUGAACCGUCUCUAAACCAGGUGGUGGCUGUUGAUGAACACAAGUCCAGUGUGUGUGUCUGUGUGUGUCUGUAUGUGUGUGUUUGUUUCCCUCGGACUGUGGCAGACCUGCAGAAAACCUGUUCAUCUCUCAGGUGUUUUCGUUUACAUGAACCAGGCAGCGAUCUGAUUGUGCCAACGUUUCUCUUCCUUUUAAAAAAAACAAACAAUGUUAAUGGUGUAUUCUUUAAUCCCGUCUUUUAUUUAUUUCUAUAAGAUAUAAUAUGGAGCAACUCUUAAAAACGACUAGAUGACCAGAUGUUUUCUGUUUAGUUGACUCGUGUACUUUGAUUGUGUAAAACUGUUUCCGACAGAGUUCCAACCCAGAGGAAAUCCACAGUUUUAUUCAAGGGAGCGGUUCAUUUAAAUCUGGUUUCCUUUUUAAUUUGUGUCAUUCGAGCUCUGCCCGUGUUUGUGUCCGUCUCGACUCAAACCUCGAAAAAAAAACUCAUCGUUAGCCAGUUGUCGGUUUGGUUUGUACUGGUCACUCGUGAUGGAUCAGGACUCGUUCAUCGGCGUUUGAUUCGUUACCUCAUGGAAAACACGUCUUUUCCUAAGAGGAGAGCGGGGGAGG
This is a messenger RNA of Pleuronectes platessa (European plaice), 1678 nucleotides long. RefSeq names its product dnaJ homolog subfamily C member 5. The coding region runs from base 323 to 1006 and encodes 227 amino acids. Lineage: Eukaryota; Metazoa; Chordata; Actinopteri; Pleuronectiformes; Pleuronectidae. The transcript has 7 exons. The record is from RefSeq and is a predicted model, not a curated record.